AGUUAACUGGAAGCCGUGCUGAAGGCGGCACUCUGUGGGGGAGUUACUGCGUCUCAAGCCGCCGCUGCUGCAACAUCACAGCGCAUUCCUGAGCAGAGCUGCUAACAUCUGACUGCCACAUCUCAUCUCAUCUCAUUUCAUCUCAUCUUAGAUCAUCUCAUAUCACAUCUACUGAAAAGCGAGCCGCCUGCACUGCACCGUAAAGCCCAAACCCCGCCAUCCUCUCCACGGGCGCAGCAAAGACAACUAUGCAUGGUACGAGCACCACUGGAUCACACCACGUCGCUUAUGCUUUGCUGAACAUGACCCACUGCUGAGUCAGGCUAUAGCACGCACACUACACACAGUGGAGAGAAGGACAGAGAGCUGCUUUCGAUCACCCCGUCACGUGAGGCUGGCCUCAAAAAAUGUCUGCAGAGGUGGAGUCCGGCAUGCCUCCAGCCGAGCAGGCACCCGUGAAGACACCGUCCAAGAAAGAGAAGAAGAAGGCUUUAGCUACACCAGAGAAAACAGAUGAGUUCCUGCUGGCCAGGUUCAAAGGUGAAGGUGUUAGGUACAAGGCUAAGCUGAUUGGAGUGGACGAUGUGCCUGAGGCCAGAGGGGACAAAAUGAGCCAAGACUCCAUGAUGAAACUAAAGGGCAAGGCGGCAGCUGCUCGCUCUCAGGGCAAACACAAGCAAAGAGUUUGGGUGAACAUCUCUCUCUCAGGAAUCACUAUAACUGAAGAGAAGACCGGGGCAAUACUGAUGGAACAUGCAGUGAACAAGAUCUCGUUCAUAGCUCGCGACGUCACGGAUAAUCGAGCAUUCGGCUAUGUGUGUGGUGCAGAGGGCCAGCACCAGUUCUUCGCCAUUAAAACUGCCCAGCAGGCAGAGCCUCUUGUUAUUGACUUGAAGGAUCUCUUUCAGCUCAUCUUUAAUAUGAGGAAAAAAGAAGCAGAAAGUUCAAAGAAGGAAGAAACAACCAAACCAGUAGAGAAUGGAAGCGAUGCCUCACUCAGUAAUAGGAAAGGUGUGGAACAGCUGGACCUGUUUGGAGACAUGUCAACCCCGCCAGACAUGAAUUCUCCAUCGGAAUCUAAGGACAUCCUCUUGAUGGAUCUGUCCACUGAAAUAGACAGCAACCAAAACUGUGUGAAAGGCAACCCUUUUACCAACUCAUCUUCUACCCUCAGAGCCCAGUCCAGCCUCUCGCCUGAGAACCCCUUCUCCUCUCCGCUCAACUUCUUCCCCACCCCUAGCCACGAUCCCUUCCGGGAUGACCCCUUUUCCAAAAGUAACAACGAAACCGGCAAUCACAACUCCAACUCCCACCAGUAUUUCAAUGGCAACACUAAAAACGGUGACUUAGACUAUUUGGGCCAGCAGUUUGACCAGCUCUCCAACAGGACAAUGGUCCAGGCACUCAGUAAUGGGCAGUGGCCACUAGGUGGCAGGCCAGCAGAGACAAGUGCUUGGACUCAAAAUAAAAUACCAGAGCGGGAACAGAAUGGCCAUAGUGGAAAAGUGACACCAGAUCCAUUUCUGGAAACUGCUCAGAACGGUGUGAAGCAUGAGAACGGAAGCAGGCCUGAAGCUGCUGUCAACCAAGCCAAGGAUUCUAUUAUCAUAAGCCCUCCACCUCUUAACACAAAAGCUGGCCGAGGAAGAAGGGCUGUGAAGUCCCCAACAAAUGAAAGCCUUGCUCCUGAUCCAUUCACUUCAGCCACCCAAUCAGAAUCUCCAUCUCCUGCACAACCGGACUGUACCCCAGUGAGCUCUGUUGAUUUUUUCAGCAAGAGCCCCAGCAGCACCUCAGACACCCUCGCAAGCCUUGGAGGGCUGUCUCUUGGACACUCAUCUUCCUCCUCUAAUCCUGGUAUAUCCACGUGGAACGAUUCCUUCUCUUCAGUGUUCCCCAGACCUACCGACGUCCCCAAUGCUUUCACUCAGCUUUCGGCCUAUUCCACCACUCCAGCACAAAAUUGGGGAAGCAGCCAUGGAGUUUUUGGGACUACAUCCAAUCAACAGCUUCCAUCCUGGCCACAGAACCACACCUCUGCUUCUAAUGGAUCCUGGACUCAGCAUUCCAAUUUAGGAAAUCCCUUCCAGUCCAGCAUCUUUCCUCCAGCUGACAACCUAACGUUAGGGGGACAGCAGAGCCCCAGCCCCCCUCCACUGAUUCCACCACGGGCUGGACCCAUCAAAGAACCCUCUAAGGUGGACACAGAUGCCUUUGUGGACCUGGAUCCAUUGGGGGAGAAAGAAAAGAGGGACAUCAAGGAGAUGUUUAAGGAUUUCCAAAUGGCUAAGCCACCAAAUUCCCUGGCUAAGAAUGAACCACUAAAAGUUGGUGGCCAGAACCUGUUCGAUAGUCCUUUUGGAUCAGGUGGUUUUGGAGCACUUGCAACUACUCCAAGUGCCCCUGCUAUCAAGGCUGUGGGAUCAGAUCCAUUUAGAGCCCCAUUUGGAAACCCCUUUGCAUGAUGAUCCUUCAUGUUCAUGGAUCCACAAAUUAAGCAGCUUCUAUCGAGGCACAAGGCUUUCCAGUGAAGUGCUGCCUUUUCCAAUGUAUACAGUCAAACCAAGAUGCCACCCAAAAGCUCCAUGAAGCCCUCCUACUUUUUUCACACAGUACCCGAGGCCAAGACGGCAGAGUGCAAAAAGAAACUGAUGUUGCUUCAUAAAAUAUAUGGCACUAUACCAGUGGUUAAUGCAGCCAUUGGGAAGAAAGCACAAACUGAACCAGUUGAGAAUGCUGAGUGUCCCUUGCAGAGGUAAAAGUAUUAAAAGAAAAGCGGUAACUGAAGUCGGUCAGUUCGGUGUUCUUCAUUGCGGUAUUAUUGCUUGUGUCUUUAUUUCAUUCACCUCGCAGAUGCUUGUUAAUUUGCAGACAAUUUAUCAGACAAUAGCCUUUUAUGCCAGACUAUUUAGUUAUAAAGGAGUGCUAUUUUAUUAAGCUUUUUCCUUUUCAUUAAUCCACCCUGAAGAAUAUGGUUAAACUGAUAUCAUAUAUUUCUGUAUACCAGCUGGAAUAUGUUACUUUUGAUGAUGGACCGAGUACAGUCACUCCUAUGGAGAUGUUAGAAAAAUUAACAGGCUAACGCUGGCAUUUUGCUUCAUAUUGCUCUAGUACUCAUCCAACACCAUCAUGGGUUGAGUGUUUUACUCCACUCUCUAUUGUACUAUUGAAAUAUUAUCAAGCUUUUAAUAAAAAUGUGUUCAGUGGUUAUGUGUGGAUACUGGUCAUCCCAAAUCAUUCCUGUACUUGACAUAAGAAAGUGUAUGAUUUAUAUGUAUGUAUGUAUUUUAAAGAUGAUGGUCAGCCACUCAUUUUUUUAAAUGACAUAUCUAAGAAAACAUGUAAGCAAGGAGUGUGCUGUGCACUGUGAGAUGUAAGGUCUGAGACUUUGAUUAUCAGCGUGCCUUCACCUCAGUGACUUUAAGGCUCAGAAGGAAGACUAAAAGACGAUCUGCCUGUACUGUACUGGAAGUCUUGUCAUACUGAACUUAUGAGUUAUGUGUGUAUGGGACAGUGUAUUUUGUGUGUGUGUACUGUAUGUGUGUGUGUGUAUAAAUAAAUAUAUAUAUACUCUAUCGUGCACUAUGGCAUUUAUCUUGUAACUGUAGUUGUUGCAAUAAACUGGAAUUACGGUUAAUAGAAUGGGAUCAAAAAAGUGUCCUAUUUAUCUGUAACAAUUUGUAUUUCAUCUUUUCUUUGAGUAUGUUAAAAUAAAGCUAUUUCUGGCUCUUUAA
Clarias gariepinus (North African catfish) is the source of this 3734-nucleotide messenger RNA. Its product is annotated as disabled homolog 2. Gene Ontology annotation, biological process: receptor-mediated endocytosis; positive regulation of endocytosis; negative regulation of canonical Wnt signaling pathway. Gene Ontology annotation, cellular component: plasma membrane. The record is from RefSeq and is a predicted model, not a curated record. The coding region runs from base 408 to 2465 and encodes 685 amino acids. NCBI's taxonomy places the organism in Eukaryota, Metazoa, Chordata, Actinopteri, Siluriformes, Clariidae. The transcript has 15 exons.